Molecule: messenger RNA, 3372 nt
Organism: Caretta caretta (loggerhead turtle)
Lineage: Eukaryota; Metazoa; Chordata; Testudines; Cheloniidae
Gene: CTSB
Product: cathepsin B
Biological process (GO): proteolysis; regulation of catalytic activity
Molecular function (GO): cysteine-type endopeptidase activity
Source: RefSeq, a predicted model, not a curated record
CCUUUGGAGGCUUCUGGCUCACAUUAAACUUGUGACCAAGGAUGAGAGAGCUGGGGGAACUUCCCCAGAGUCUGCAGAGUUCCUGGGUUUUUCAAGUCUCUGGAUCCCACUGGGCCCUAAUUGUGUCUUAAUGUGAGAUUAUCACUUUGCCCCCUUCAAGCCAAGUGGUGAAAUUCUCAACUCCGCAUUAUAUUUUGACUCCCUUGCAGAAUCCGACAUCAGGGUUUUGUUCUCCAUUGUAAAGGUUACCUGUGCUAUCAGAUGAGCUAGACAGUUUAAAUCUAUGGAGGAACUCUCCUAUAUUCAUAUUAUAGGAAUUCAUAGAGCUAGUAAAGCAGAGAGCAUUGUGCUAGAUGCUAUAUAGUAAAGCAGGGAGCAUCUCCUGUAGAGCUUGCCAUCUUAAGACCAUGGGUACACUGUUCAGAAGCACCAAGACAUAGGGCUUGUCUACACUACCGGCCAGGUGGAUGGGCAGCGAUCGAUCCAGCAGGGGUCGAUUUAUCAUGUCUAGUAUAGUCGCGAUAAAUCGAUUGCACUAGCGUCGACUACAGUACUCCACCUCAAUGAGAAGCGCAAGGGGAAUCGAUGGGAGAGCGUCUCCCGCCGACUCACCACAGUGAAGACGUCGUGGUGAAGAGUACUGCUCUGUGACCAAGAUGUGGCAGUCUGUGUCUGCCCUGUGUAUCCUGGUGACCCUCGUGAGUGCCCGCAGCGUCCCCUACUUUGCUCCCCUCUCACACGAUUUGGUCAACUACAUCAACAAACUCAACACUACAUGGCAGGCUGGGCACAAUUUCCACAAUACCGACAUGAGUUAUGUGAAGAAACUGUGUGGUACAUUCCUGCACGGGCCCAAACUGCCGGUGAGGGCCGAGUUUGCUGGAGAGAUGAACUUGCCGGACAGCUUUGACUCCCGGGACCAGUGGCCAAAUUGUCCAACCAUUAAUGAGAUCAGAGACCAGGGCUCCUGUGGCUCUUGUUGGGCGUUUGGUGCAGUGGAGGCCAUUUCGGACAGAGUCUGCGUGCACACCAACAGCAAGAUCAAUGUGGAAAUCUCGGCAGAAGAUCUGCUGUCUUGUUGUGGCUUCGAGUGUGGGAUGGGGUGUAAUGGCGGCUAUCCUUCUGGAGCGUGGGGGUACUGGACUGAGAAAGGCCUGGUGUCUGGCGGGCUCUAUGACUCCCACAUAGGCUGCAGACCAUAUUCCAUCCCUCCAUGCGAGCACCACGUCAAUGGGUCACGCCCCCCGUGCACUGGGGAGCAAGGGGACACCCCCAGGUGUGACAAACACUGUGAAGCAGGCUACUCGCCUUCAUAUGAGAAUGACAAGCACUUCGGAGCUACGUCGUACCACGUCCCUUCCAGUGAGAAGGAGAUCAUGGCCGAGAUCUACAAGAACGGCCCAGUAGAGGGAGCGUUUGCCGUGUACGAGGACUUCCUCAUGUACAAGUCAGGUGUUUACCAGCAUGUCUCUGGGGGAGAGGUUGGUGGCCAUGCUAUCAGAAUCCUUGGCUGGGGCGUGGAAAAUGAAACGCCCUACUGGCUGGCUGCGAACUCCUGGAACACUGACUGGGGUGACAAUGGUUUCUUUAAAAUCCUCCGAGGGCAGGACCACUGUGGAAUCGAAUCCGAGAUAGUGGCUGGCAUCCCCAAAACAGAACUGUACUGGAAGAGGAUCUAACUCCCUGGCUUGGGUGCAGCUGAAGAGAUCAAAUCACACCUCUGAUUCUUAUAACCAGGCGCAGGCUGGGCACAGAGCCUGCACUCUUGAGACUAUGGUUGAAGCUACGUAUUAAAGCCUUUUAUCUUGUUUAGUUGUGUGGUGGGGAUGAAGGAGGUGGCUUCUGUAUUCAUGCGCUAGCUGCCUUCUCUGCUGGAGCUCUCCGCUCCCAAGCCAGUUUGUGUGGCAUUGGCCCCCCCCAAGCAUUCCCUUCUCAAAGGAUGGAGCUAGUAGUGACAUUGCUAAUCUCUCACCACAGUAUGGGGGUGACUGAGACACUCUGGCCUUUACCUGCCUAAUUCAGUGAACCCUGUCAUCCAAGCAUGGGUGAAGCAAUCACUUCAUUUUGGAAAUGCAACAGGACAGGCCAAAGUACAUGCAGGGUCAGGGAGGCCGGACUGGAUGACCUAGGGGGUCUCUUCCAUCUCUGACGUGAUGCAUGCUACUGCAGCAGCAGCCUUGCUGGCUGCUGUCCCCAAGUUUGACUUCUGCACUGCAGUGUGCCCAGAGGCCUAGCUUCUCAGAAGUGGGUAUGUGCAAACCCUUGUCUGUACAUAGUGGACAUUGCACAUGCACUUUUGAAAACUCAUACCUAGGUUUAUUUGCUAACCUUGUUUCCUGAGUGGAGGAGCCUCUUAAUGGCACAAUACUGGCUCUAGUUGGAGUAGAACAAGGUUCUUUGACAGCUUAAGCUUUUCAUAAAUAUCUUCCUCUGCUGCUGUUUAGUUUUUUUUAUUUUUGUGUAAACCACUUGGCUCCUCAACCAUUUAUUACAGCUCGGGGAUCAAGCAGCCUGUUACAGUGGCCCAUGGAUGCUAAGAACAUGUAACUGAACUAAAGCGACUGUGGUGUUCAGAUGAAGGCCAGUCUGGGGCUUGCAGAUAAAAUAAAUUGGGCAGGAUUGUGUCCUCUCUUCCAGGCAGCUGAUUAUCUCAGAGGGCAGGUCAGCAGAUUGGUUGAAAGCAGACUUUGGGCAGCAUGCAGCCUCUGCAAUGGGGAUUUUCUCCUAGGGUGCUUUAGUGACUGCAGAUUUGAAUUUAGGCUGGGUAGGGGAAUGCACACUACAGGGGCUAGACUUCUAAAGUGUACUAACAUAGAAAUGGAACUAGGUUAAAGUGCACAGGGGAACCUAGAGCAUGCACCAGCAGGGUCUACAUAGACCAAUCAAUGCACAUGUUAAAAUGCUUUAGAAAUCACACCCCCAUGGUGCUACUGGUUGGUGUGAGCAAGCUGUAAUUCACUUAGCACACAUGCAGCUGGAGAUGACUGAUCUAGCUUUUUUGCACACAACCACCUUCAUUAGUUGAGUGUUUUUAAAUAGGGAAUCCUCUUACUGCAAACAUUUUAGCUGAAGAUAGGUGGGGAAAAGGAGACAUAUGUAGGAAGAACCAUUUGUGGGAGGUGAUGGCACUAACUCAGUUAACUGCUGUCAGUGUAACAAGCUGGAAUAGGGUGUUUAAAGCACAGGGCAGGUCUUGCUUACUGGAGAGAUGCCUGGCUCCUGCAGUGAGUAACACUGCAUCACCUGUGGUGUAGGAGACUUGCAUUUUGUUUAAAUGGGGACUCUUAACUUCUGUUGUAAUCACUUAGCCAAUAUUAACAUGGCUUCAGUGUAGCUGAAUGGAACAAUUGUGCCAAUAAAAGAUUUCUCCAA